Messenger RNA from Exaiptasia diaphana, 1924 nucleotides. RefSeq names its product ectonucleoside triphosphate diphosphohydrolase 5. Gene Ontology annotation, molecular function: UDP phosphatase activity; GDP phosphatase activity. The coding region runs from base 160 to 1521 and encodes 453 amino acids. Gene Ontology annotation, biological process: nucleoside diphosphate catabolic process. Lineage: Eukaryota; Metazoa; Cnidaria; Anthozoa; Actiniaria; Aiptasiidae. Gene Ontology annotation, cellular component: membrane. The transcript has 13 exons. The record is from RefSeq and is a predicted model, not a curated record.
UGGCGGAUUCAUCGAAGUAUUUUGUAGUUAAUCGUUUUAUUUCGUUUUCUAGGCGUUUUUGAAGGAAAUGUAAAUGGAGAAUAGUUUAGAAAUGAAUUUUUGAGCCAGAGAAAUGCUAAUAUUUUGUUCAACCAGCAAAGAUCAUGAAUAUUUUAAACUAUGACUAAGGAAAGUACUAGAUUUUAUCCUGAAUAUCCUCCAGUUAACACGGCUAACAUGCCAAUUUCUAAUCGAAAUUUCUCAAAAAUGAAGACGGUUUUAAGAAGCUAUAAAGCGUUAGGUUUGCUUUUCAUUAUUAUAAUAUUAUUYGGUGCUCUUUCGCGGGCUUUACAGAACUCUGGCUACAGCUACAUGGACAAAAAACAUUCUUAUGUCAGACGUUAUCUUGAUUUUGGCAUCAUGUUUGAUGCAGGUAGUACAGGAAGUAGAAUUCACGUAUUUGCAUUUCAAAAAUUAAAAGAUGGGACAUUAAAGUUAGUAGAUGAAGUAUUUCAGCACUCUAAACCUGGUCUUUCAUCAUUUUCAAAGAAUCCUAAAAAGGGUGCUAAGACUAUACAUGAACUUUUAAAAAUAGCAAAGAAUGUAGUACCACCAAAUAAAUGGCACCAGACACCUGUAGCACUUAAAGCAACAGCAGGACUUCGGUUAUUACCUGCUAAACAAUCAGAACGAUUGUUAAAAGAGGUGUAUAAUGUUUUAAAACACUCUCCUUUCAAAGUAUCUGGCCCAGACAGUGUAUCAAUCAUGGACGGAUUAUAUGAAGGCAUAUAUGCUUGGGUCACUGUUAAUUUUCUUACAGGUAGAUUUAGUMAAAAAGACGCAGCYUUGUUUGGUGCCUUGGAUCUUGGUGGUGGRUCAACCCAAAUAACRUUUAAUCCGAUUGUUGAAGACACUCUUUCAAAUUCUCCAAAAGAAUUCACUCACACAUCAGAAGUUUUUGGUCAUAAGUUUAAUUUGUACACUCAUAGUUAUCUUGGCUUAGGACUCAUGGCAGCUAGAGCAACUAUAUCCAAACAAGGGGCGCAAUCCAAAGACACACAAGGAGAGAACAUUAGCAGGAGUCCAUGUCUACCACCUACAAAUGUUGGUAAAUGGAAAUUUGGUGGAAAAACCAUUACAGUAAGUGGUCAUGCCAAUUAUAGUUUUCAAGCAUGUAUGAACCAUGUCAAGAGUCUAGUCAAACCUGUAGACAGGCAAGAUGAAAUGAAUGAGAGAACAUUUUACACAUUCUCCUAUUUCUAUGAUCGAGCUGCAGAUAUGAACCUUGUUGAUGUAAAUAAAGGAGGGAUCAUUACCGUAGGGGACUUUGUUGGGAAAGCCAAUGAAGUGUGUUCAUCAGAUCGUGUCAGACCAAACAAACUCGCUUGCAUGGAUGCUACAUACAUUGCWGCUCUACUCAAACAUGGCUAUGGACUUCAAACGGAUAGAAAAUUAAUUUUACGUAAAAAGAUUGAUGGUGUGGAGUUGAGCUGGGCUCUAGGUGCUACAUUGGAUAUGCUAAAUAAAGAAUCAAAGCAAUGAAACUAAAGUUGUGGAUUUUCAAAAAUUUUAAUACCAAGGGCUGGUACAAUAGUCUUGUAAGGGGAAUUAGCGGAAACAAUAACUUUAUAGAGAACACGUUGAAGUUUGGAAGGUUUUAAUCAGAGGCUCGAGUACACCUUGCCCGAGAAAGAAUGAUUUUUAAUACUUAAUACAAUAAAUAGUACUUAAUAAAAGUUUAAUACUUAAAAAAAUAAAAAACUUAUCAUAGAUUUGUUUAGAUUUUAUUUAAAAUGUAAAAUGUGUUAAAAAAGAAAUCACGAAGUGAGUUGAUUUAGAGAGAUUAUUUUGUUUUUUGAUAGUCUUGUAUUGAAAUCACGUUUGUUUUAUAGGAAAUAUAAUACAAGUACAUCAACUUAUUAAUUAAAAUUUGUUUUGAUAAGUG